AUGAAGUUUGGCUGCCUCACAGGCCCUGAACGGAAUCUUUGUCGGAGCCUGUAUUGUUCAGGCAUAACACGCGGAAAUUCAGUCUCUUCUCUUUAUCGAGUGAACAUUGCCAAUGGGCAGACCACACUCAUCACCAAUAACGUCGGAAACAAGGUGAUCAACGCACUCGGCUACAAUGUUCUCGAUAACUACCUUUACGGCUACGGAACAGGCGACCGCACAAUCAAUCGGAUCGGCCCCGACGGAAGCUCUCAAGUAAUAGCAACUCUUCCUGCGGGAGUUACAGGCAUUGUCGCGGGCGAUAUUGACAUCAAUGGACAAUACUGGAUCACGGCACAGGGAGUAAACUAUUACCACAUCGAUCUUGCGCCUAGCUCCAAUACAUAUGGACAAAUCAUCGAGUCCGGUAAUACCAACCUCGCUACUGGCUUCAAUAUCAUCGACUGGGUUGCCCUGGCAGCCGCUCCCAGUGUGUUGUAUGCUGUGACUUCCGGUUCCAGCCAAACUCAGACUUAUCUGAUGCGGUUUGACAAGGGCACCAAGCAGUUUACAAAUCUUGCAAGCUAUGGCUCCAUCGCAGGCAACACGUGGGGUGCUGGAUAUUCGACCACGGACGGAAAUAUAUAUGCUUCCGACAAUGUUUCCGGACAGAUCUGGCAGUUCCCCAUCGAUGGAUCAGCUCCAUCGCUGCAAGCCCAGGGCAACCCGACAAGUGUCAAUGACGAAGCCAGAUGUGCUUAUAAUGGGGCCCCUAUCACUCGCUGA
This is a messenger RNA of Exophiala bonariae, 765 nucleotides long. RefSeq lists its product as uncharacterized. Bases 1 to 765 code for a protein of 254 amino acids. NCBI's taxonomy places the organism in Eukaryota, Fungi, Ascomycota, Eurotiomycetes, Chaetothyriales, Herpotrichiellaceae. The transcript has 2 exons. The record is from RefSeq and is a predicted model, not a curated record.